Molecule: messenger RNA, 1670 nt
Organism: Olea europaea var. sylvestris
Lineage: Eukaryota; Viridiplantae; Streptophyta; Magnoliopsida; Lamiales; Oleaceae
Product: developmentally-regulated G-protein 3
Exons: 10
Coding region: 205-1311 (368 amino acids)
Biological process (GO): cytoplasmic translation
Cellular component (GO): cytoplasm
Molecular function (GO): GTP binding; GTPase activity
Source: RefSeq, a predicted model, not a curated record
CGCACAAUACUGCGAGUCUACGAGGCUCCCGACUAGGUGACCAAGCGAAACAAAACCCCUAAAUACGAUCCGGACCCCGAUUCACCACAGGCUGACCCGCCGGCGUACCCGAUAUCAACCAGAAGAAUUCAGACUCUCUGCGGCACAAGUUUCAGUUCGCCCAGCCUUUGUCGUUUAGAGGUUCUCGCUUUCAACCCCAAAACAAUGGCGACUGUUAUGCAGAAAAUCAAAGACAUAGAAGAUGAGAUGGCAAGGACCCAGAAGAACAAAGCAACAGCCCAUCACUUGGGCUUGCUGAAGGCUAAACUUGCAAAACUUCGGAGGGAACUUCUUACACCUUCAUCGAAGGGAGGUGGUGGUGCUGGAGAAGGUUUUGAUGUUACAAAGAGUGGUGAUGCAAGAGUUGGUCUUGUGGGUUUCCCUUCAGUUGGGAAAUCAACACUUUUAAACAAAUUAACAGGGACUUUCUCAGAGGUUGCUUCGUAUGAGUUUACUACAUUAACUUGCAUUCCUGGUGUAAUCAUGUAUCGAGGUGCUAAAAUUCAGUUAUUGGAUCUUCCCGGUAUUAUUGAGGGUGCUAAAGAUGGAAAGGGUAGAGGUAGGCAGGUCAUCAGUACUUCUCGGACAUGCAACAUUAUCUUAAUUGUUCUAGAUGCAAUAAAGCCAAUUACUCACAAACGUCUUAUAGAGAAAGAGUUGGAGGGAUUUGGCAUAAGGUUGAACAAGGAACCACCAAAUCUGACAUUCCGCAGGAAAGAUAAGGGUGGGAUCAAUUUUACAUCAACAGUUACCAACACACAUCUGGACCUUGAAACUGUGAAGGCAAUCUGCAGUGAAUACAGAAUCCACAAUGCUGAUAUUAAUCUUAAGUACGAUGCAACUGCUGAUGACCUCAUAGAUGUCAUUGAAGGCAGCAGGGUAUAUAUUCCGUGCAUCUAUGUUGUCAACAAGAUCGAUCAGAUUACACUUGAGGAGCUGGAGAUUUUGGACAAACUUCCUCACUAUUGUCCAAUAAGUGCUCAUCUAGAAUGGAACCUUGAUGGUCUGCUGGAUAAAAUAUGGGAAUAUCUCAACUUAACUCGCAUAUACACAAAACCCAAGGGAAUGAAUCCAGACUAUGAUGAUCCCGUAAUAUUGUCGUCGAAGACAACGACAGUUGAGGACUUCUGCAACCAGAUACACAAGGACAUGCUCAAACAAUUUAAGUAUGCAUUAGUUUGGGGUUCGAGCGCAAAGCACAAGCCCCAGAGGGUAGGCAAGGAGCAUGAACUUGAAGAUGAAGAUGUCGUGCAAAUCAUCAAAAAAGUUUAAUUUUAUGAAACUUACAAUAGGCAUGUCAUUAUCUGUUGCAUAUGUCAUGAAAGUUGGAGUGGUAAAAUUAUUUCCUCUUGUGCUUUUCGUGCUGUUUUAGGCGUGAGACAAUGCAAUGGGGGAUAACUUGGUUUAUAAGGAAUUAUUUCCCUGCUUGCUUUCCAUGCCUUUUUUCCUUCUACUUUUGUAACGGGCAACUGCUUUUUUAAAAUAAGACUUGUAUUUGGAAUUGCAGAUUCAUUGUCGUGUAGCAAACAGGUCUAAUGUUUUCGAUAUGCAAUAUCGAGGUAUAUGAUGUAAUGGAUGUGACAUAUUGCGUCACUAAGGAGUAUAUUCGAAUGUUUUGGUUAUAUUUUCUA